Messenger RNA from Kuraishia capsulata CBS 1993, 1698 nucleotides. RefSeq lists its product as uncharacterized. The record is from RefSeq and is a predicted model, not a curated record. Gene Ontology annotation, cellular component: fungal-type vacuole; membrane. Gene Ontology annotation, molecular function: xanthine transmembrane transporter activity. NCBI's taxonomy places the organism in Eukaryota, Fungi, Ascomycota, Pichiomycetes, Pichiales, Pichiaceae. Gene Ontology annotation, biological process: transmembrane transport; xanthine transport. The transcript has a single exon. The coding region runs from base 1 to 1698 and encodes 565 amino acids.
AUGCUUGACACUGCCGCACUCAAGACCGUCCCAAGAAGGGUCUUCAAGAAAUGGACCACCAAAGAAGGUGUUCUUGGCGACUAUGACUAUGCCUAUCUGUUCACACCCAGUAUCCCUUUUUUUACCAAAAAAGAGAAAGUUCAGCCAUUUUUUGGUUUGAAUGACGAAAUGCCAUUGGCCCUGGGCUUCCUGCUGGGUCUGCAGCAUGCCCUCUCCAUGUUGGCCGGUGUGGUUUCUCCCCCCAUUAUCAUUGCAUCCACCGCUAAUUUCUCCACAGAACUCGAGGAAUACCUUGUGAGUGUUGCUUUGAUUACAUGUGGUUUGCUCUCUCUGAUACAAAUCACCAGGUUCCACAUCUACAAGACGCCAUACUACAUAGGUACCGGACUGGUGUCCGUGGUUGGUACCUCAUUUUCCACCAUUACCAUUGUCUCCAAGGCUAUUCCACAAAUGUACACCCAGGGUAAAUGUCCGGUUGCCGCUGACGGAACUAAGUUGCCAUGCCCAGACGGAUACGGUGCUAUUCUGGGAACUGCUGCGGUGUGUGGUCUCCUGGAAAUUGCGCUUUCAUUCAUGCCUCCUGCCAUCUUGCAAAGAGUGUUCCCUCCUCUAGUAACUGGUCCAGUGGUCUUGCUCAUUGGUGUUUCUUUGAUUCAGUCUGGUUUCGAGGACUGGGCUGGUGGUUCUGGCUGUAUGACUUCAGGCUCAUGCAGUACUGCAGGGCACCCCAAGGAGCUCGUGUGGGGUUCUGCACAAUUCAUUGGUCUUGGAUUUCUGGUUUACUUCACCAUUAUCCUUUGUGAGAAAUGGGGUUCUCCUAUCAUGAAAUCAUGUGCCGUUAUUGUUGGUUUGCUCGUUGGCUGUAUUGUGGCCGCUGCAUGUGGAUAUUUCGACCACUCUUCCAUCGACAUUGCUCCUGCAGUCAACUUCAUGUGGGUGCAUACGUUUAAACUCACAAUAUAUGCACCGGCGGUGCUACCCAUGCUUGCAGUCUACAUUGUUUUGAUGAUGGAGGCUAUUGGUGAUAUCACCGCCACCUCUGAGGUCUCUAGAGUCGAGGUGGAAGGACCUAUCUACGAAUCCAGAAUCCAAGGUGGUGUUUUGGCCGAUGGUAUUAACGGUAUCCUUUCUGCACUCUGCACACUCACUCCAAUGUCGACUUUUGCGCAGAACAACGGUGUUAUUUCUAUCACCAAGUGUGCUUCUAGAACUGUCGGUUACUGGUGUUGUUUCUUCCUCAUUGUGAUGGGUAUUUUCUCCAAGUUUGCUGCUGCUCUGGUAGCCAUUCCUGACGCCGUCUUGGGUGGUAUGACCACUUUCCUGUUCACUUCCGUGGCAGUUUCGGGUCUUAAGAUUAUCUCCACGACUCCAUUUACCAGACGUGACAGAUUUGUGCUUACCUGCUCGUUGUUGCCAGGUUUCGGUGCCACGUUGGUGCCCACCUGGUUCGACUACGUCUUUGGCUACUCUGGUGGAAACAAGUCUCUGCAGGGUUUCCUUGAUGCCAUUGUGCUGGUCAUGGAAACCGGAUUUGCCGUUACUGGUUUCAUCGGAGUGAUCUUGAAUUUGUUCAUUGCGGAGGAAAGUGACGAGGAUGAUAAUGCUGACCACUUCUUGGAAGAGCACGUUGUUCACGAGGAUACCGAGGUCGGUAACUCCAUUGAAAGUGAAGAAAAGGAUAUCAAGAACACCGUUUAG